AUGUCAGAGGGGGUAAUCCAACAAGAAGGUCCAUAUCAGCAGCUAUUGGCCACAAGCAAAGAAUUCCAAGACCUUGUCAAUGCUCACAAGGUUACUGAUGGUUCAAACCAGCUUGUAAAUGUUACUUUUUCUCGAGCUUCUAUAAAGAUUACACAGACUUUAGUAGAAAAUAAGGGUAAAGAAGCAAAUGGUAAUCAAUUAAUUAAGCAAGAAGAAAGAGAGAAAGGAGACAAAGGGUUGAAGCCUUACUUACAAUAUCUGAAUCAGAUGAAAGGCUAUAUAUUCUUCUUUGUGGCUUCACUUGGUCACUUUAUUUUUUUGGUAUGCCAGAUAUUGCAAAACUUGUGGAUGGCAGCAAAUGUAGACAAUCCUCGUGUCAGCACGUUCCAGUUGAUUUUUGUUUACUUCCUACUUGGAGCUUCUUCGGCAUUUUUCAUGUUGACUAGAAGUCUAUUUGUAAUUGCUUUAGGUCUUCAAUCCUCAAAAUAUUUAUUUUUACAGUUGAUGAACUCCCUUUUUCGUGCACCGAUGCCUUUUUAUGACUGUACACCAUUGGGAAGGAUACUAAGUAGGGUUUCAUCUGAACUGAGCAUUAUGGAUCUUGAUAUCCCAUUUAGCCUCACUUUUGCGGUCGGAACCACUAUGAAUUUUUAUUCUACUCUUACAGUUUUCUCAGUUGUCACUUGGCAAGUAUUGAUUGUCGCUAUACCAAUGGUUUAUAUUACGAUUCGCUUGCAGAGAUACUACUUUGCCUCAGCAAAAGAAGUGAUGCGGAUAACUGGCACAACAAAAUCCUAUGUAGCAAAUCAUGUAGCUGAAACUGUUUCUGGAGCAGUGACAAUAAGAACUUUUGAGGAGGAAGAUCGUUUCUUUCAGAAGAAUCUUGAUCUAAUUGACAUUAAUGCUAGUUCAUUUUUUCAUAAUUUUGCCUCAAACGAGUGGUUGAUCCAACGGUUAGAAACAAUAAGUGCAGGUGUUCUUGCCUCUGCAGCACUUUGCAUGGUUAUACUUCCACCAGGGACUUUCACCUCUGGUUUUAUUGGCAUGGCUCUAUCUUAUGGUCUUGCACUAAAUUCUUUCUUAGUGAAUUCAAUUCAAAGUCAGUGCACUCUUGCAAAUCAAAUAAUAUCAGUCGAGAGGCUAAAUCAAUAUAUGCAUAUACAAAGUGAGGCCAAAGAAAUCGUAGAAGGAAAUCGCCCUCCUUUGAAUUGGCCAAUUGCAGGCAAAGUAGAAAUAAAUGACUUGAAGAUACGAUACAGGCCUGACGGACCACUUGUACUUCAUGGGAUCACAUGCACAUUCGAAGUAGGUCACAAGAUUGGUAUUGUCGGAAGAACAGGCAGCGGAAAAUCCACUCUUAUUAGUGCUUUAUUUCGUCUUGUGGAACCAUCAGGAGGAAACAUUAUAAUUGAUGGCGUUGACAUCUCAUCUAUUGGCCUUCAUGAUUUGAGGUCGCGUUUUGGCAUUAUACCUCAAGAUCCUACGCUUUUUACCGGGACAGUCAGAUAUAACUUGGAUCCUUUAUCUCAAUACAGUGACCAAGAGAUAUGGGAGGUUCUUGGAAAGUGUCAAUUGCGAGAAGUUGUCCAAGAGAAAGACGAGGGCUUAAACUCCUCAGUUGUUGAGGAUGGAUCAAAUUGGAGCAUGGGACAAAGGCAAUUAUUCUGUUUGGGGCGUGCGCUUUUAAGGAGAAGUAGAAUAUUGGUACUUGAUGAAGCAACUGCAUCAGUCGAUAAUUCAACUGAUUAUAUUCUGCUGAAAACCAUUAGAACCGAGUUUGCAGAUUGUACAGUAAUCACAGUAGCGCACAGAAUUCCAACUGUGAUGGAUUGCACUAUGGUUCUUUCAAUCAAUGAUGGAAAACUAGUGGAGUAUGACGAGCCAACGAACUUGAUGAAGAGAGAAGAAUCGUUGUUCAGGAAACUUGUCAAGGAAUACUGGUCUUAUUUUCAGUCUGCAGAGUCACAUUGAUGUCAACAAUUAUUUUUUAUAUACCGUCUCUAUUCUCUCUCUCUCUCUUCCUCUUUUGUGUUCAAUAAGUCCAGAUUGCUAAGUAAUUGCUAAUGAAGUUGGAAUAUGAUCUUGAUAUGUUGUAUAAUGUAUAGGAUAAGGCUUAAUACUUGCAGUUGGCAGGUUCAGCAGCUAAAUAAUUC
This is a messenger RNA of Medicago truncatula (barrel medic), 2153 nucleotides long. Its product is annotated as ABC transporter C family member 10. Bases 1 to 1971 code for a protein of 656 amino acids. Gene Ontology annotation, molecular function: ATP hydrolysis activity; ABC-type transporter activity; ATP binding. Lineage: Eukaryota; Viridiplantae; Streptophyta; Magnoliopsida; Fabales; Fabaceae. The transcript has 8 exons. Gene Ontology annotation, cellular component: membrane. The record is from RefSeq and is a predicted model, not a curated record. Gene Ontology annotation, biological process: transmembrane transport.